Castor canadensis (American beaver) is the source of this 1717-nucleotide messenger RNA. It is a transcript of the gene Septin5, whose product is annotated as septin 5. The record is from RefSeq and is a predicted model, not a curated record. NCBI's taxonomy places the organism in Eukaryota, Metazoa, Chordata, Mammalia, Rodentia, Castoridae. Gene Ontology annotation, molecular function: GTP binding.
UCGCAGCUCCGAGAGGGCCCGCAGAGAUAAGAGAUGGCCCCAGCGGCCUCUGGGGUCGGCGGCCCCCCGGGUAGGUGACGUCCCUUAUCCGGGCUUCAGUUCCCAUAACUGCAAAAGCAGGCCGAGGAGAAGGCUUAAAAGCAAGAGCUCUACUAAGUCCUUGGCCAAAGAACACUGGGUCUCUGUCGGCCUGACCUGGUCUGGAGUCUGAUCACGGCUGGCAGGGUCCUUAGGGUCGUCGCAAUGGACUCACUGGCAGCACCCCAGGACCGCCUGGUGGAACAGCUGCUGUCGCCACGGACCCAGGCCCAGAGGCGGCUCAAGGACAUUGACAAGCAGUACGUCGGCUUUGCCACACUGCCCAACCAGGUGCACCGCAAAUCGGUGAAGAAGGGCUUUGACUUCACGCUCAUGGUGGCUGGUGAGUCAGGCCUGGGGAAGUCCACGCUUGUCCACAGCCUCUUCCUGACUGACCUGUACAAGGACCGGAAGCUGCUCAGUGCCGAGGAACGCAUCAAUCAGACAGUAGAAAUACUAAAGCACACAGUGGACAUUGAGGAAAAGGGGGUCAAGUUGAAGCUCACCAUUGUGGAUACCCCAGGCUUCGGGGAUGCUGUCAACAACUCUGAGUGCUGGAAGCCCAUCACAGACUACGUGGACCAGCAGUUUGAGCAGUAUUUCCGUGAUGAGAGCGGUCUCAACCGAAAGAACAUCCAAGACAACCGGGUGCACUGCUGCCUGUACUUCAUCUCCCCCUUUGGGCACGGGCUGCGGCCCGUGGAUGUGGGCUUCAUGAAGGCUCUGCACGAGAAGGUGAACAUUGUCCCCCUCAUUGCCAAAGCUGACUGCCUGGUCCCCAGUGAGAUCCGGAAGCUGAAGGAGCGGAUCCGGGAGGAAAUUGACAAGUUUGGGAUCCAUGUGUACCAGUUUCCAGAGUGUGACUCAGACGAGGAUGAGGAGUUCAAGCAGCAGGACCGGGAGCUGAAGGAGAGUGCGCCUUUCGCUGUUAUUGGCAGCAACACGGUGGUGGAAGCCAAGGGACAGAGGGUCCGGGGACGACUGUACCCCUGGGGGAUCGUGGAGGUGGAGAACCAGGCGCACUGCGAUUUCGUGAAGCUUCGCAACAUGCUCAUCCGCACGCACAUGCACGACCUCAAGGACGUGACGUGUGACGUGCACUACGAGAACUACCGCGCGCACUGCAUCCAGCAGAUGACCAGCAAACUGACCCAGGACAAUCGCAUGGAGAGUCCUAUCCCCAUCCUACCGCUGCCCACCCCAGAUGCAGAGACAGAGAAGCUCAUCAGGAUGAAGGAUGAGGAGCUAAGGCGCAUGCAGGAGAUGCUGCAGAAGAUGAAGCAGCAAAUGCAAGACCAGUGACACUCUGUCCCAGCCCCAUGUCGCCACGGAUAGACCACCCGUUUCCGGGCUGGCACCUCCUACCCCUGGAUCCCAGACUGGCCUGGACUUCACCCUGGAUUCACCUGGAUCUCAGAUGGGCCUGGACCCAACUCUUAAACCCAGAGUGGCCCUAACGGGACUGUUACCUACCCGAGACUCCGAGCCACCGUUCCUAGAUGACCCUAAUUUAUUGUCAGUAUCCACCCCUUCCAGGUCAUUUGUAUCUGCUUCCAAGGGGCCUGGACGACAGCUCCUCCUCAACCGGUCUCCUCUGGCCUUGGGGGAGCAAGAGCUAAGUUGGGCACAAUUUUCACGA